UCGCUCCAUGAAUACCUUGUACGGCACGUCGACCACCACUGCUAUGUGCUACGCUUGUGAACCUGCGCUGCCAGCACUGGAGAUGCCCUGCACCCCUGUAAGGCCUCAACCCACUGGACCCCAAUACUUCACUUUCGAUCCUCUCCCAGAGGUCGAGAAGAGCCCGGUCCACGGGAGCGUCUCAAAGACGAAGCGGAUUAAGAAGAGAUCCCGAAGGGUUCUAUAUCCUCCAGUGGUAAAACGCUACUACCCUGCUGAGGAGCGCAGCUAUGCCAAACGCUUUCUCUUUAUUCUGCUCACAAUCGUCUUCUUCCAAAUCUACAGUGCUGAAGAGGAUGUCCUUCUCAUGGUACCUUCCCUGAGCACUGAGGAAAAUGUCUCCAGUUGCUUUGUGGAGAUGAGGGAAUCCCAAGGGGAACUUCUUCCUCUGGAACAACCCACCACAACAGCAGUCUCCUGGGAGAUCAUGGAGGUGGCCAACGCUACUGGCUGGGACUGGGGAGAUGAGGAGACAUCCGACUCCACCAUUGACAUCACCCAGUUUCUGGAGCAGAGCCUAGCUGCUUUCUGAAGAGCUGUGGAAAAGUUCUGUGAAAA
Molecule: messenger RNA, 597 nt
Organism: Elgaria multicarinata webbii
Lineage: Eukaryota; Metazoa; Chordata; Lepidosauria; Squamata; Anguidae
Gene: IER3
Product: immediate early response 3
Exons: 2
Coding region: 8-571 (187 amino acids)
Biological process (GO): DNA damage response; negative regulation of apoptotic process
Cellular component (GO): nucleus
Source: RefSeq, a predicted model, not a curated record